CAAGUCCUAUUCAUGGUGAUCAACUUUGAUUGGUUCUGCUUGAUAUGGUAUGGUAGUCACUAUAUGCUAAGUGGUGGUAGUUUUGGCAUCAGAGUCUGCCAUAUUCUCUCUUUGGAUGCUCAAUGCUGCUGCAAGAGUUCAGAACCAUUAAAAUUUCU
Messenger RNA from Ilex paraguariensis (yerba mate), 158 nucleotides. The record is from the annotation of a GenBank genome assembly. NCBI's taxonomy places the organism in Eukaryota, Viridiplantae, Streptophyta, Magnoliopsida, Aquifoliales, Aquifoliaceae.